Pistacia vera is the source of this 327-nucleotide messenger RNA. RefSeq lists its product as uncharacterized. Lineage: Eukaryota; Viridiplantae; Streptophyta; Magnoliopsida; Sapindales; Anacardiaceae. The record is from RefSeq and is a predicted model, not a curated record.
AUGAGUGAUCCGAGACAGUACGCGGAGAUUAAUCGGUCUCUUUUGGUUCUCAUUCCAAAAGUUGAGCAGCCUGUUAGCAUAAAAAUGGCAAUUAUCCUCCUUCUAUUCGUUCUGGAUACGGGCCUAGUCCUGAGUGCGCUGUCUGUCUUCUCGGCUGGCCCAAACAACGGGAUUGGUCCGGGAUUAGCACCAAAAUUCCUCGGCAUCUCAUCCUCCUGUUGCUGGUCAUUUCCUAAAGGAUCGAAGGUUCAGCCGACGCCUCAAAGUGGAUUUGUUGUGCGAAGAGUGCGACCGGGAUUUAGAGUUAGAAUAGCGGGGAAGACUUGA